CGCGUCCUGCGACCGCCGUUGUUUACCUCGACACUUCACCGACACCUCCUCUGCCAGACCCCCACUUUAUAUAUCUCCGCCUCCUCCUUCCAUCCUGCUCACCUUCUCUUCUUUCUAUGAAUGAAUCCAAUUUACUCCUCUCAAUCACGGUCUCUGCAGCACUUUGUACUUUGCUGUCAGUGAAUUCCCUCCUCUCCUCUACGGCUCUACCACAUUUGCUGCAUCAUGGUACAGUCCAAGAAGUUUCGUGGAGUGAGGCAGCGCCACUGGGGCUCUUGGGUCUCUGAAAUCCGACACCCUCUUCUUAAGCGCAGGGUGUGGCUGGGCACGUUCGAGACGGCGGAGGAGGCGGCGAGGGCGUACGACGAGGCGGCGGUCCUCAUGAGCGGCCGCAACGCGAAGACUAACUUCCCCGUGCCGCUGCGCGCGGACGCGGCGGCGCACAAGGCGCUCUCGGAGGCGCUCAGCGCCAAGCUGCGCAAGGCCGCGCCGGCGCCGGCGCUCACCUGCCUCCGCCUCGACACUGAGAAGUCCCACAUCGGCGUCUGGCAGAAGCGCGCCGGAUCCGGAGAGGCCUCCAGUUGGGUCAUGACCGUCGAGCUCGGCAACUCACCGGCCCCCGGACAUGCAAUGCCACCUCCCAUGUUAGGAGCCGACUACGUCCAACAGGCCUCGUCCUCCUCCUCCUCCUCCUCAUCAGCCGUGGAGGUCGGAGAAGCGACAAUGGACGAGGAGAAUCGGCUGGCCUUGCAGAUGAUUGAAGAGCUCCUCAACCGGAGCCGUCCCUCGCAUGCCGGUGAUGACGUAGGUGAAGACAGCUUCUUCCUCUAGUCACCAUCAAUGAAGCAUAUAUACACAUAUAUAUUUAUAUAUAUAUAAUUGCAUAAACUAGUUGGUUUGAUUCAGUUUAAUUACAAGUGUUCUGUUGUGAAUAUAAUAAAUUAAGGUUGUUUAGAAGUCUCCCUCAACACACAAAGGUAAAAUGGGCGAAAAGGAUUGUUGUUUUGGCAUAAUUAAGCUAUUUGUGAAUCUUUGCUUCCUUAUCAAGAAUUCAUAGUGUAUUAUGAAAGUGAUGGAGAUGGAAAAAAGCAGUUCUGAUGUCUACCAAGCAUCCAUUGUUAUUAUAAUGACAGAUAAUUAAGGAUUGUUUUCUCAUUUUUCUA
Zingiber officinale is the source of this 1163-nucleotide messenger RNA. Its product is annotated as ethylene-responsive transcription factor WIN1-like. The coding region runs from base 226 to 831 and encodes 201 amino acids. The record is from RefSeq and is a predicted model, not a curated record. Gene Ontology annotation, biological process: regulation of DNA-templated transcription. Gene Ontology annotation, molecular function: DNA binding; DNA-binding transcription factor activity. The transcript has 2 exons. Lineage: Eukaryota; Viridiplantae; Streptophyta; Magnoliopsida; Zingiberales; Zingiberaceae.